UGCUGCAAAAACUUCAGGAGUAAUAAAAUUUAUCGCACUUCUUUUGGGUUGUCGAGAGGUAAUUUUUACAAGAAUGCUACAAACAACGCAAAAAAUGCCCAUACUACAAGAGUUUUAACCACACAUGGGUCUCGCUAGGCACAAGCCGUACAAAUAAGUCUGUUUCGCCAUGGCUGCCCUUAAACGUGUUGCCAAAGAAGAGUCUUCAAAAGAUCGCCUCUUGUCGAUUUUCCAGAAGGAAGACCAACAGCGGGAGAAACUGAAGAAGAAAAAACCCCUCACCCCGUGCGACUACGACCUAUCAAAGAGGGUCUUCAGCUUCACCAACUUGCUGCAACCGUACGCGCUCCCCAAGGUACAGCAAUUUAAAUGCGGGUUCCCUUGCUCCAUGGGGAAAAAAGUGUAUUUUUUAUUGGACAACCCAUGGGUCAAGGAGAACCCGACGCCCGACGACAGCGCUCCCGGCUCGAAGCGCCUGUGCACUAGGUGCGACCGCCCCUUCUUCACCACCCAAGAAAACUACAUAACUGAGGAGGGCUGCAUAUAUCAUUAUGGUAAGAUAUAUGCAGCCCAAUACACCUGCUGUGGCCUCGUCCCCGGCUCGAUGGGCCGCACCACAUUCCGAGUCCACGUCUGGAGUGGCGUGGAACGCGGCGUCAACGGUCCCUUCACGUCGUUCGUCACCACCAGGAAGUCGACGUACCCCGACCGCAACAUCUACGCCCUGGACUGCGAGAUGUGUUACACAGUCGCAGGGCUAGAAGUUGCGAGGGUUAGCGUCGUCGGCUUCGAUGGGGUUGUUGUCUACGACACAUUCGUGAGACCUGCUCACAGUGUCGAACGCCAGGAAGUCGCAGGGCUAGAAAUUGCUAGGGUUAGCGUCGUCGGCUUCAAUGGGAUUGUUGUCUACGACACAUUGAACGGUGAUCGAUACAUCCCUGAUGAAGGAAGAGGGCACAGUAGCUGCGAGGACGCCCGCACAUCCCUGGACCUCGCUAAAGUCAAGCUGUGGAGCACGAUGGGGUCCUGA
Molecule: messenger RNA, 1030 nt
Organism: Zophobas morio
Lineage: Eukaryota; Metazoa; Arthropoda; Insecta; Coleoptera; Tenebrionidae
Product: putative exonuclease GOR
Exons: 5
Coding region: 170-1030 (286 amino acids)
Cellular component (GO): nucleus
Molecular function (GO): exonuclease activity; nucleic acid binding
Source: RefSeq, a predicted model, not a curated record